Molecule: messenger RNA, 1353 nt
Organism: Grosmannia clavigera kw1407
Lineage: Eukaryota; Fungi; Ascomycota; Sordariomycetes; Ophiostomatales; Ophiostomataceae
Product: putative oxidase
Exons: 3
Coding region: 1-1353 (450 amino acids)
Molecular function (GO): peroxidase activity
Source: RefSeq, a predicted model, not a curated record
AUGCAUCUGUCUGCCGCUCUGCUCGGCCUGCUCUACGCAGGCAGUCCUGCCGUCCAGGCCUUUCCCGAUCUCUUCUCAGGACGUUCCUCGGACCGUAGUCAAGGCCCGGCUCUAGAUGAUGCAUCACCGCUGCCGUGCAAAUGGUCCAUCACGGCCACUGCUGCCGUCCGCCGGACCAAGAAGAAGCGGCUCCUGUUCGACCCGCUGACGACGCCGAUCGAGGUCACUGGCGAGCACGUUUUCAUCGCGCCCGACUUUGCUGCCGGCGACCAGCGGGGGCCCUGUCCCGGGCUCAACGCGUUGGCGAACCACGGUUACAUUGGCCGCAACGGCGUCACCAGCCUGCUCGAGGCCACCGCGGCCAUCAACGAAGUCUGGGGCAUGGGCAUCGAUCUCGGCGGCGUGCUCGCCCUUCUGGGCACCGUCUUCGUAGGCAACCCGCUCUCGCUCGACCCCGGCUUCUCAAUCGGCAACACCUCUUCGGCCGUGCACAACCUGCUCGGCGAUCUCGACGGCCUCCUCGGCACGCCGCGCGGCCUCGACGGGUCCCAUAACAUCAUUGAGGGCGACUCAUCCGCCACGCGCGCGGAUCUCUACGUCACUGGUGACGCCUCCACCCUCGUGCUCCAGCAGUUCCGCGGUCUCUACGACCGCUCUACCGGCGAGGGCGACUACAACAUGGACGUCCUCGGCGCCCAUGCUGACGCCCGUUUCACCGAGACCGUCGCGUCCAACCCGCAGUUCUACUACGGACCCUUCACUGGCAUGAUCGCCCGCAACGCCGGCUACAUCUUCUCUGCCCGCAUGUUUGCCAAUCACUCCGCCGCUAACCCGACAGGACUGCUGAACAAGAAGACGCUUAUGAGCAUCUACGGUGUCGAGAUGAUCAAUGGCACGAUGGUGUACAAUAAGGGUCACGAGCGCAUCCCAGAGAACUGGUAUCGCAGGCCAGUCGACUACGGUUUGGUAGAGCUCAACCUCGACAUUGUCGCUCUGAUACUCAAGUACCCGCAACUUGCUAGUAUCGGAGGCAACGUAGGCACGGUCAAUAGCUUUGCCGGCGUAGAUCUCGGCGAUCUGACCGGAGGUGUGUUGAACGCCGCCAAGCUCCUCGAGGGAAACAAUCUUCUCUGCUUCGUUUUCGAGGUGGUCAAGACGCUGGCGCCAAACUCUCUUUCCUCCCUGUUUGCCACCAUCGAGGCACCUCUGCAGCUUUUGCUGGACACCCUCGACACAGCUUUGCUUAACAUUUCGUGUCCAGCAUUCAAGGACCUGACCAUAGGGGGUACACCCUUUCAGGAUGCUCUUACCAACUUGUACCCAGGGACGAACGUUACUGGCUCUGUGUUGUGA